This is a messenger RNA of Lepisosteus oculatus (spotted gar), 2595 nucleotides long. RefSeq names its product claudin-23-like. Gene Ontology annotation, biological process: cell adhesion; bicellular tight junction assembly. Gene Ontology annotation, cellular component: plasma membrane; bicellular tight junction. The record is from RefSeq and is a predicted model, not a curated record. Gene Ontology annotation, molecular function: structural molecule activity. Lineage: Eukaryota; Metazoa; Chordata; Actinopteri; Semionotiformes; Lepisosteidae.
UCUAAACAGAAACUAGUGCGAUCUGGUGAAAGUACCCGCCCACCUGAAGUUUCAGUCAGGCAGGUUUUCAAAGCUCGGGCAGGAAGCGCUGCGCAGAUAAUUAACACAGCAGCCAGGUGUAACAUCGAGACCGUCAUCACAUACAGCACUGCAAAGUGUUUGGCGCACAUCCAGAGCAAGAUGCGUACUCCAGCUUUAAUGAUCAUCGGAAUCGUUUUCGCUCCCUGUGGAUGGAUAUUUGACCUAACUUCCACCGUGGCCCCAGACUGGAGGGAAAUCAGAAGUAUUCCAGGUCAGUCGUCGGACACGUUUAUCCAGCAAGGCAUUUGGGACAUCUGUAAGGGAUCCGACUCCUCCCGGAACAUCCAGUGCAAUCAGCCCGAUACCGCAUACUUCCAAACCCAAAUAGUCAAUAUAGCCAAAGGCAUGAUGAUCGCCUCUUUGCUGGUAACAAUUUUGGGGAUAGCAGUGACUGCAGGCGGUAUCAGGUGUUGGACUGACAACUACAGCUGGAAAAUUGCUGGACUGGGAGGCAUUUUGAUCUUGAUUUCUGGAGUCCUGUGUCUCAUUCCAAUCGCCUGGUACACCUACCUCCUGAAUUCCAUCACCGCAUCAGGAACUGAUAUCCGUGUGGGUUACUGCAUUGUACUGGGCUACAUUGGAUCAAUUAUGGAGAUUCUGGGAGGUGGAGCGUUAAUUAUCGGGAUGUAUAAUUUGUGCUGCGGAAAGAAGAGAGAAGAGGAGAAACAGUAUCCUGUUAGAACAUUUCGGAAUACGCUCACACCCAGGCCAACAAUCAGACCCUUCGACGUGAUAAGUCGAGUUUCGGAUGUCAGCAGCGUACCAUACGCCAGGGAAUCGAUGGACGAGGGCGAUUUUACCAGACCACCUAAAUCGCAAAGUUAUAAACCAAACAAAAUGAACAAUAUACCUUGUGACUCCGAUUUAUAAGAAGAACACGUAGAAUUUUAUUUAAAAAACACCUGUAAAGUUCUACUCUUCAUGAACUCAAAAGUAAAGUUUCUAUUGUGCAUGACACGAUGGAAAAAAUAAUAAGCCUUUUUAGAUAUAAUAAUGGGAUAUUAAAUGCCCUUUCAUGAGUAUAAACAGAUUGCGUGCUUUGAUUUAUUAAAGUGCCAUUUUAGUCAUUUUAACGAGGAAGAAAUUGUUAUUUUAUGUUUGUCUUCUGUGCCUUUGUGUCUAUGGGGGACAGGAUAAGUCUUCAAGGGUCUGGAGGUCCAGUUGGCUGGGUGCUCCUGUCCAUGUGGAGUUUGCAUGAUCUGCCUGUGUUUGUGUUGGUGUUAGCACGUGCUCCAGUUUUCUCUCAGUAAUAUGUUGAUCAGGUUGUUUUUUGUUUUAAACUGAACCUUUUAUGAUGGAGGUUGCUGGGUAUCCCAGCUCACUGAUGCACCCUGUCAGAAAUAACAGCCCUUUUUCUUUCCGUUUGGAUAACUGUGUGGGUCUAUAUGCUUUUUUGUCUGUAUUCUAUAUUAUUUCUUAUGGCAUGCAAUGGAAAAAAAAGCAUGGUUAGAAAAAUGAAGAUUAUUCAUUCUUCUUAAACAUGGUUUUACAAUGAUGCACUUUAAGUGUGUACUGGUACUAUGUCUGUAUGAAUAAUAGGUACAAUGAUAAUGUGAAUACAUUAACAAAACUUUUCUAGCUUUAAAAUUUGGAGGUUUAUUAAUACUCAGUGUGCUCCAAUGCAUUGAGAAAAUAUUACCACCUCAAGCAUGAGAACAUUUUUUACAAAAAUGUAUUUUAAUGUAUUGUUUAAAAUAAAGAGAAUCAAAAGCAAUUGCUUUACUCACUAGCUUUAUGUAUUUAUGCAAACAUACUGUACUGUGUCAGUGUUGAAAAAAUACUCCUGUCAUUCUUGUAAGCUAAAAAGAAUGGACAACAAUUUAACAGUUAAAUGCAAUUUGCAUAUGGGAAAUAAGAUCAAGUGUAAAUCUAUAAAUUAAUCUAGUCAAACAGUCUCAAAUAUGGAUUUUAAUUGUGAUGUUUUUUAUUCAUGUUCCAAAUAAUAUAAAUAUGCCUGUUUACUUUUGUCUCUCCAUUUUAAAGAUCUCAACAUCAGAGAAAUUGAGAAAGGAUGCAAUUAGAGAUAGAUAAUAUACGGAAAUUGCAAAAAAAAAUGAAUAUGGAUGACAUUAUGUGGAUAGCCAAGUGUGAGUUAAACAAACAUCCCCAACUAACAUAUAGCUCCAUUUUCGACUGGAAUUGGCAACUGUUCAGAAAGAUCUUAUUUUACUUUGCGGUAAAUGUUGUCUAAUUAUUGCAAGGCGUGUCAAUCAGAACACUAGAAAUGAUCUUAUUCCAACUUAUCAAAUGUACAAAAUGUUGAAACAAUUGCAAAAAACGUUCUUCAGUGAUAAAAUACUACACACAUUUUUAAAAGUAUUAUUACUAAUCUAUUGCUUUUGUAAAUGACAACAGUUAUUUGUAAUAAACUAAUAUUUUGUCUUACUUGAAUGUAUUGUAUGUUUAUCUGUAUUACAGAAAUUUAUAUUUUAUGUUUAACAUUUUGGUCUUAACCGGAAAGCUUGAAAUCAUGGAUAUCUUAAAAUGUUUUAACGAAUACCUUGAGAAAUUAUG